UCACGUGCAGAUUUUUCCCUCUUUCCUUAAACCCAUUCGGCGAAAUCCACAGCCCACAUAAAUAUGGAUUACUGAUGUUGUUUAUAUUUAACUUCUCAUUUGGCCACAACAGUGAUGACGUGAAGAAAUGUCCAGAUCGAAUACGAUGUGAGAUCUACAUCAAUAUUUCAUUAACAGGAGGCUCGCACUGUCUGCUUGUCAAUGAUGAAAAAGCUGUUGAAUUUAUUGAUGACAACUAUACUCCUCCUGAAAUUUCAGUCUACGAUAGUUAUAAAAAAGUUAUGGAAGUUAACUUCACAAACAACAAGACACGGCCCGGCAUUAUAGUCACUCUGAAAUCACCUGAUUAUACGCAGAAUAUAACUGGUACCUGGUGUAUCAAAAAUGACAAAACCCAAGAGCUCAUUCACCUAUUUCAACUUAAAAUUAUGAAACGAUUUGAGUACAGAAUAAUGCUAAUCGAAAAGGAAAUACAAAAUUUAUCAGACUUUUUAGUAAGUCUUUUCGAUUCUCCUGUGUUGGCGCUAAGGAAGAAGAAAAAAUGGAUGGUACGUUUAGAGAAAUUGAAGAGCAGUCUUAACAAAAGUAAGGAGAAAACACACACAAUUUCUUGGUCGCCGGAGGAACGGAAGAGUCAACGCUUAUGAAGCAGGCAACAAUUAUCAUCAUUACAGUGAACAGGAGCCAGAACAGUCAUUUCAAAAUGUGAUAUCAGUUUAGAAAUCAACAUA
Physella acuta is the source of this 731-nucleotide messenger RNA. RefSeq lists its product as uncharacterized. The record is from RefSeq and is a predicted model, not a curated record. Lineage: Eukaryota; Metazoa; Mollusca; Gastropoda; Physidae.